AUGAGGAGCCUGCCGAACAUCAUCGUGACGGGCGUGCCCGGAGUGGGCAAGACGACCCUGUGCGAGGAGCUCGUGGAGGUAAUCAACAAGGAACUGCAGGAGGGCCAACAGGCAGAGCCAGCUAACCAAAUGAAACACCUGAACCUGUCAAAGGUCAUCAAAGAGGAGAGGCUCUACGAAGAAUUUGAUGACCAACUAGAUGCCACCAUCUACAGUAACGACAUGGUGAAUGAAAAAAUGGAAAAACUAAAAUUAGAAAAUGGGGGAUACAUCAUCGAUUUCCACGACGUAGAUUUCCUAGAGCAGAAGGAACUCAUCGACCACAUCUUCUUAUUAACCACCUCAACCAACAAGUUAUAUGAACGACUGGAAAAAAGAAAUUACGCAAAGGAGAAGAUAAAGAAUAAUAUUGAGUGUGAGAUAUUUCAAGUGAUAAAGGAGGACAUCCUGACGUUCUACAAUGACCCUUCCAUCUUCGAUGAGCUGGGGAACAACGACAUGGAGCAGUACGAGAGCAACCUGCAGCUGAUCAAGGGCUGGGUGCUCUCCUGGGCCAAGAGCGGGGAGGCCCUGCCCCGGUGA
Plasmodium vivax (malaria parasite P. vivax) is the source of this 582-nucleotide messenger RNA. Its product is annotated as Hemoglobin and proliferation regulated protein HBR1, putative. The coding region runs from base 1 to 582 and encodes 193 amino acids. The record is from RefSeq and is a predicted model, not a curated record. The transcript has a single exon. Gene Ontology annotation, cellular component: cytoplasm; nucleus. Lineage: Eukaryota; Apicomplexa; Aconoidasida; Haemosporida; Plasmodiidae. Gene Ontology annotation, molecular function: ATP hydrolysis activity; ATP binding; AMP kinase activity.